AUGAACGCGCAACAGCAACAGACGCGGCAGUCCCUCGGGCAGGGACACUUUGACCUGCUCAUGUCGGCCAUCGCGGCGUCGGGACAGCAGCAGCAGCAGCAGCAGCAGCAAUAUAUGGGUAUGCAGGGAGGACACGGGAUGAACGCGAGCAUGUCGAACAUGCUACAACAACCCGCACAGCCCGCCGAUCAGACGGCGAUGACCCUCGACCAGAUGUUCGGGCAUACCGGCUUCUCGCGCGCCAUGUCCGCCGCGCAAAGUACGCCCGCCCCGCAGCUCACUACCCCCUUCUACGAGCUCCUCCUCCAGAAUCUCACGAACCAACAAGGCCAGGGCCAAGGUCAAUCCCAUCCGCACUCGCACUCGAAUCAUCUCGGUAUGAUGGACAUGCCUCCAGCGCACAUCCAGCAGACGCGGUCGGGACGGAUAUCGCGCCCGCCACCCGUAGUGCCCAUGGCGCAGAAUGAUCUGAUGCGGAUGCUGGCGAUGCUGAAUCAGCCGGGGAUGGAGCCUGUGCGGGCGGCGAUGAAAUCGGCGGGGGUGUUUGAGGGGUAUGCCCAGGCCCAGGCUCAGGCGCAGCAACAGCAGCCGCAGGGGUUGGGACAGAAUGGGAUGGGACAUGGGCAAGGGCAAGGCCAAGGGCAGGGGCAGGGAGGAAACGAGGUGGCGCAGGCGCUGCAGAUGUUGCUAGCUGGCCAAGCCGGGCAAAUGAGGGAUGGCCAAGGCUCAGGACAGAAUCAAAGUCAAAGCCAAAGCCAAAGCCAGGGAUACCCUCCGCAGGGCGAUCUCGAACCCGCCGACUCGCAAAGCGGCCAAGCGGAUCCAUCACAAUCCCAACCCCCCAAGAAGUCCAAGAAACGCCAACGGAGGCCUCCCGUGCGAGCUCAACCGGAUCCCGACGGACUGGGUCCAGUCUCAUCCCACACCUCGCCCGCCUCGCCCAUGGUUCCCCCGGCACCACCUCCCUUCCCUGCUCCGGCGCGCGGCAAAGGCUCCAGACUCGCGAUGAGCAAAGACGAGCUCAUGGAGCGGCGAAAGGAGCGGAACAAGGCGAGUGCCAAGGCCAGCCGGAACAAGAAGGCGACCGCGCUGGAGCUGGCGAAUGAUGCGUUGAAGCGCAAGGCGGAGGAGGUGGAGGAUUUGACAGAGAGGUGUGAGCGAUUAGAGCGGGAGCUGGAGGAUCUGAAGGCGCUUAUACAUUCUGCGGGGCUGCAUAUACCCACACCUGCGCCUACGCCGAUCGGGCUCCAAGUGACAUCAACGAACCCCAAUUUGUCCUCUCUCGGAUCGCCGUCCAAUUCCAAUCCCAAUUCUAAUCCCAGCGCCAAUCCGAACCCCGGCACCAAUCCUUCGGGCACUGCCCCGCCAGACACAGCUCCACUGGACGCCUCGCACCCCUUCCCAUUCCCCUUCAAUUUCAACUUCAACUACCCCGCUUUCCCCGACUUCCCGACGGACCUUUCUGCGGAUCCGGCCGGGUCCAAUCUGGGCAUGGGCAUGGGCAUGGGCAUGGGCAUGGGCAUGGGCAUGGGCCUGGACGCGGGCUUCGAUUUCAACAUGUUUAUGAAUAUGGAUAGUAUGGAGGAUGAAGAGGCGGAUGGGGACUUUGAGCCCGAGACGUCGCCUCAUCGCGGGAGCGAUACGGACGGGGAGCAGCCUGCGGAUGCGGACGCGGAGGAGGAGGAAGAAGGGGAUGGGGAGGACGAGACGACGCCGGUUGCGAAGCGGCAGAAGAGGCGAUCGGGUUCGAAAGAAGGGCUGGGGGAGGGGGAGGGAACACCUACGGACCAGGCGCAGGAAGAAGGGUUUACGCCUGACGAGGGGCAGGGCGAUGAGCCCGAAGAAGGGGAGGGAGGGAUGGAUGUCGACCUCGAUCUCGACCUGGACACGCCCGCGGAUUCGAUGCGCGCCGGAGGGGACGAAGAGGACUUUAUCGAUCCGGAAAUGGAAGAUGAGGAUCUCUUUCUUCCUAUUGAGGAUGUACCUGUUCCGCCUUCUUCAUCGUCGGCGGCGUCGUCGUCGGAUCCCAUGGCGGCUUUAGCUGGCGCGGGAGCGGGACCAGGAGACGUGACGGGCGACAUGAUGAAGGCGUUAAAGGUGGAUACGAGGGAUCAACUCGCGGCUGUCAUGCAGAAAUUGGUGGAUUCUGCGGGGGAGGGUGGGCUUGUGGGUGUGGAUCCGGGGGUGGUGGAUAAGUUGAAGAAUGUGAUUAUGAUGGCGAGGGAGCAGGCGGAGGCGGCGAGGCGGUAG
Molecule: messenger RNA, 2250 nt
Organism: Dioszegia hungarica
Lineage: Eukaryota; Fungi; Basidiomycota; Tremellomycetes; Tremellales; Bulleribasidiaceae
Exons: 3
Coding region: 1-2250 (749 amino acids)
Biological process (GO): regulation of DNA-templated transcription
Molecular function (GO): DNA-binding transcription factor activity
Source: RefSeq, a predicted model, not a curated record